AUGUCUGUUACCCCCGAAGUAUUGUGGGCUCAAAGAUCGAGUACCGAAGAAGCCUCUAAGAAUGUCAUUUUCUUAAGCGUUGACGUGUGGGAUUCUACCAAUGUCAAGGUCGACUUAACUGCAACUAAUUUGACCUUUGAUGCGGAUACUACUGAUUCAUCUACUCACUAUCAUUUGAGUAUUGAUUUCUUCGGUGAAAUUGUUCCAGAAGAAAGUAAGAGAAGUGACAGUGGUAAGAAGAUUAGCUUCAUCUUACAAAAGAAAGAAUUGAAGGAAGAGUAUUGGCCACGUUUGACUAAGGAAAAGUUGAAGUAUCACUUUAUUAAAACUGAUUUCGACAAGUGGGUCGACGAAGAUGAACAACAGGAACACGAAGAAGCGGACAACCAAAUGAUGAAUGAUGGCGACUUCUCCCAAUUUGCUGGUGGCCCAGGUGGACCCGGUGGUCCUGGUGGCCCUGGAGGGAUGGACUUCUCCCAAUUGUUAGGUGGCGCUGGCGGUGCUGGUGGCCCAGGUGGAAUGGAUUUCUCCCAAUUGUUAGGUGGCGCUGGUGGUGCCGGUGGUCCCGGUGGAAACUUUGACAUCAAUGCUUUGGCAAGUCAAUUGGGUCAAGCCGGUGCCAACUUAGAUGGUAUCAAUGACAAUGAAGGUGAUGAAGGUGAUGAUGAUGAAGUUGAAGAAGAAAUCAGCACCAAAGAUUCUUAG
Lizanozyma spartinae is the source of this 705-nucleotide messenger RNA. It is a transcript of the gene SBA1, whose product is annotated as Hsp90 cochaperone. The transcript has a single exon. Gene Ontology annotation, biological process: chaperone-mediated protein complex assembly; protein folding. The record is from RefSeq and is a predicted model, not a curated record. Gene Ontology annotation, cellular component: nucleus; cytosol. Bases 1 to 705 code for a protein of 234 amino acids. Lineage: Eukaryota; Fungi; Ascomycota; Pichiomycetes; Serinales; Debaryomycetaceae. Gene Ontology annotation, molecular function: Hsp90 protein binding; protein-folding chaperone binding.